AUGGUCUACAAACAUCACGCAGCGGUGAAAGAGAAAGCGUCCAAAGUGAGCCAGGACAUCAUCAACAAGGUUGGUGAUUUGUCGCGCCUUUUGGCGUUUCAGCCGCAGUACAAGGCUCAGCUCCGUGCGCGGCCAGACGUGUCGCAAGGGGAACUCAUUCGGGUGACGGACUGGAAACUGCUGACCCCUGAGAACUAUGACAGAACUUGCUUUCACAUUGAGGUGGAUGUGUCCGGAACGGGCCUGGAGCAUUUGGUGAACGGAGCCAUGGGCAAGGCCUUGUCCGUGUACGCCACCAACGAUGCGGACAAGGUCAUGAAGUUCAUCAAUCACAUGAAGCUGGACCCUGAUGAGAUCGUCUCCGUGGAAGACAUCGCUCCACCCUCUGAGGAUGGCACUGUGGUGCUGACGACGGUCUACAAGCUCUUCACCCAGUACCUGGAUCUCUUUGGAAAGCCCAGCCGCGAGUUCCUCAAGAAGCUCUUCCCCUUUGCCGAGGAUAUCAUGGAGAAGGUGGCCAUUGCAGAACUGACCUUGGACAGAAAGUCAGAGGACUUUUUGGAUCGACAGGCGCGCGCCUACACCUAUGCGGACUACAUUUGCGAGUGCAAAUCGUUGAAGAUCCCUGUGGCGAAGUAUGUGGAGAUUCUCCCAACCAUCAAGCAGCGUGUCUACUCCAUUUGCUCCUCCAGCGACUACCACCCUGGCAAGUGCCAGCUGUUGGUGGUGCGUGAAGACUGGCAAGCGAAAGGUGGCGACACCAAGUUUGGUCUUUGCUCCAGCUUCCUGACCUUCUUGAGGCCCGGAACCGUUUGCGUUGCCCAUGCUACACACUCCGUGAUGCAGAUUCCAGAGGACAAGACGGCGCCGAUUUUCAUGGCUGGUCUUGGAACUGGACUCGCGCCUUUCCGAGCAUUCAUCGAGCAGCGAAAGCACGAGAAGAACCAGGGCCACCGGGUGGGCCCUAUGACCCUUUUCUUCGGUGGCCGCCACGCGCACGCGGAGUACUACUACCGUGAUGAGUUCGAGAAGUUCGAGGCCGAAGGCCUGGUGAAGUGCUGCAACGCCUGGUCCCGAGACCAGAAACAGAAGGUCUAUGUGCAGCACAAGAUUAUGGAGCAGGCUGAUGACAUCUGGGCCAACUUGGGGCGAGAAGGCUCCCGGGGCUACUUCUUCCUGUGUGGCUCCAAGCAGCCCGAGAAGGAUGUGUUUGCAGCACUCAUCAAGAUCUUCGAGACGAAAGGUGGUCUGAAGAACGAUGAGGCCCACAAGAAGAUGGAAAGCUUGCAGCUGGCGGGCCGCUAUGCUUGGGGUGCGGAGCCUUGGUGGUCCAUGGUGAAGCCGAUGGCAUAUCGCACUUGUGUUGACCUUUCGAUGGGCGGCUCAGUUUCCUUGGAGGCGCCCGCCAGGAGCAAAGAGAAGGGCAAAAAGAAAAAGAAGAAGGAGCAAACCAACGAGGGUGACAAAGAUCUCACCCUGGGUGGUGACGAGGCUACCCAAAGUGCUCCGUUUGAGGUAGCACAGCAGGAGCCUCAGCCGCUAGAAGAAUGGCCUCCAGGGGGUCCAGGUGGUCCAGGGCCACCAGGGCCAGACACAGUGCUGAGGCCUGAGAAGGAUUAUUUACAGGACUUGGAGUUGCCAUCUCCUACCGCCGGGCUGCAAGAAGAGUCGACCCUGCCAGUGUCGCCGCUGUCUGAUCGAUCCUUCGGCAUCUUUGGAUUUCUGCCUCCGCAGGGGAACAGCAGCAGGCCCUAUGCCCCAGCUUACCACUCCAGUCUUGGGCAGCCUGCAGUGAGUCGCAGUCGGCAGGGUCUGCGGCUUCGCAUCUUGAGAGCCUACAAUCUGAAAACGUCCAGCACUGGGCUGCCAGGAGAUUUGGCCGACCCCUACGUGAGCGCCCGCGUGGGGAGGGAGACCUUCCACACCUCGUGCAUGGAGAAUGACCCUAAUCCCGUGUGGACCGAAGAUAAUGAGCACAUCUUCAAGUUGGAUGCCAGUAGCUUGGAGCUACAGAUCAUGAGCAUGAACGCAUACAAAGAUGAAGUUUUAGGGAAGGUCACCAUCGCCAUACACGAAGAUCAACAGCCAGGUGAGUGGCAGAGGCACAAGCUUCCGCUAGUUGGCACAACGAGCCAAAUCGAAUUCGAGAUGCAACUGGUCUCUGACAUUUCCAGUAUACAAAUGGCAGCUCCCAGCAAGGUGGAUGAGUUGGAGUACCAGGGCCCGCGCAUGUUCCAACCCAAAGGCCAUGCCCUGCCCUGGCACGGCGUCAGGGUGCUGGAACUCACCCGCCGUACCUGGACGGCCGCCUUGUGUGGGCAGAUGAUGGCUGCCCUUGGAGCUGAGGUGAUUCGAGUGGCCAGCCGCUCCGAAGCUCUGCAGAAGCGCGGGCCCGGCGCCGAGGGCGGCCAGGUGCCUCAGGUGCCCCCGAAGGAGGUCCCACGGCAGCUGCACCAAGGGAAGCGGCUGGUGCUGCUGGACCCAGAGAAGCCGGAGGAGUUGCAGCGGAUGAAGUCGGACUUGCUGAUGUCCUGUAGCCUCUUCCUGACUGAUCUGCCUGCCGACGAAUUGGAUGACAAACAGCUCGGGGCGUCCACCCUACGGCAGCAGUUUCCUUGGUUGAUCUUUGUUCACACCUCUGCUGUUGGGAUGUUGGCAGAUGUCACCAACAAGGGCGUCAAUGAUGCGGGUGCGUUCUUCUGCCUAUCAGGCAUGGCGGAGCAGCUGGGUCACUUCUUAGGCCCUCCAGGCUUCGCGGCCGCCUGCGCGGCCAGCGCCUUGUUGGGCGUGAGUUCCUUGGCGCUGCUGCGCCGCAGGUGUGGCUGUCCAGGCGAUCGUGUGGAGAUGAGCAUCUUCCGCUCCGGGCGUUGGUGCACUGCCCUGGGCGCUCUCACCGGCUGGCUGCGCCCGGCGUCCCACCCUGAGCUGCGGCCUGCAGAGGCGGAGGGCCUGGGGAACGCUGCGGCGCCGGUGCCCUUUGACGUGGAGGGUGUGGGGCACGUGCCGCUGAAGCGGGGCAAAGCAGAGGGCCAGAACUUGAAGUGGUCGGUUCUGGAUCCCGGUUCCUUGCUGCCAGCUGUGGAGCCCGAAAACCCCAUCAGCUCGGAGCUGCCCUUGGCGCGUGUCUCGGUCAUCGAAAUCAGCGACGAGUACCAGGUCUCGGCCAUCGCCCUGGGCGCACUGCUGGCAGAUCUGGGCGCGCGGGUCACCAAGCUGGAGCGGCCUCAACGACCUGAUCCCUGGAAGCACACCUGUCCACAGCUGUACAAAGAUCUUACAGCUCGGAAGAACGUGCAGGUGGUGAACUACAGCGGCGUCGGGGGCCGUGACGCCGCCGGCGCGCCGCUGCCGGGGCAGUCGGCCCUGUACCGCAGCCUGGCGAAUACCACGCUGCUGGUGACGAAUUUGCCCGUCGCUGCGCUGGAGAGUUGGGGCCUAGAUCCCAAACAUCUCAGAGAGAUGUUUCCACAUCUCAUCAUUGUGUGGAUCAACAGCUGGGGCUCGGAUGCCAGCGCAAGGCACAUGGAACUGUCCUUGGGGCGCAAGGGCGGUCAGGAGGCGCAGGCCUUCUGGGAGGCCAGUGGCCUCAGUCAGCUGUGCAACGGCAGCAGUUUGCCGCCCGGGCUGGGUGAGUUGGCAGUGGCGCAGCACGCGCUGGGCGGGGUGGGGCUGGCGCUGCUGCGGCAGCAACGGACCGGGCAGGGGCAAAUGGUGCAGGUGAGCAGGUACGGAGCUGGGGUCUUUUGCCAUCGCAUUGCAGCCUUGGAUCCACCGCAGCCUUUGGCCAGCCCCUUGCUGCAGACCUUGGAUGGUCGCUUCAUGCGGCUCUUGGGGCGAGGUCACCAGCCUCACGAUGCCUGGGUCUUGUUGCACGCGCUGAAGCGACGAGAUAGCCUCGCCGAGCAGAUGGGAGGAAGUUUCGAGAGGAUGAGAUCAAAGCUCCAAACCUUCACGUGGGAGGACCUCCAGAAGCAUCAAGAUGAGCUCUUGGCGUGCGCGCGGGAGUGGAGCUUUCAGGACCUGGCCAAAGCCUUUCAGGAGAAAGGCAUCGAUUGGUUCGUGGAGGAAUUGAGACCUAUGGAUGCAGAAGCCCUCCACAGAACCCCGCCUUUGGCCCUGUGUUGCCUGUGUGGUGCCAUGGCCAACGGCAACGGCGAUGCGGCGAGAUCCCGGUCCCCGCCGCCCACGCGCGGUGGCACACGGGUGAAGGAGAUCGCGGUGAUUGGCGACAGUCGAGUGCUGAUUGCCCCGGGUUUGUUGGACGAGAUUCCUGCGCGAUUGGAGUCUUUGGGAUUAAAGCCUGCAGCCCUCGUGAUCGUGAGCGAUGAAACGGUGGACUGUCACUACGGCGACCGCUUGAUGCAAGCCUUCAAGCAGAAUGCAGGGCCCAGUAAGGUGCUUCGUUACGCCUUUGCUGCCGGAGAGUCCUCCAAAAAUCGGGAGACCAAGGCAGGCAUUGAGGACUAUAUGUUGUCCAACAAGUGCACUCGCGAUUCCGCCAUCCUGGCUCUGGGUGGUGGUGUGGUGGGCGAUUUGGCCGGCUUCACUGCAGCCACCUACAUGAGGGGCAUCCCAGUGGUGCAGGUGCCCACGUCCACCAUGGCCAUGAUCGACAGCAGUGUUGGUGGCAAGACUGCCUUGAACGUGCCAGCGGGGAAGAACCUCAUCGGCGCUUUCCACCAACCCAAGGUUAUUUUCGCUGACCCCACGGUACUCAGCACUUUGAGCCGAAGAGAGGUGGUGGAAGGACUGGCUGAAGCCAUCAAAAUGGGAGUGAUCCGCGAUGCCCAGCUCUUUGAGACAAUGGCAGCCAAUGCCGAGCCCAUUAUGUCGCUGGACAACCAUCUUUUGCAGGAGGUGUUGCACAAAGCGGUGAAGCACAAGGCCGACAUCGUGGCCAUUGAUGAAAAGGAGACGGGUCUCAGAGCCACGCUGAAUUAUGGUCACACCAUUGGGCAUGCGAUUGAGGCCCUGGUGUCUCCCCAGAUGCUGCACGGCGAGUGCGUCUCCAUUGGCUGCGUCUGGGAGGCGGAGCUGGCGGUACGGAUGGGGCACCUCGAGGCGGCCCACGUGCCGGUGAUCCGGAGAUGUUUCGAGCAGUAUGGGCUGCCGGUGCUGGCACCCAAAGGCUUAACUCUAGAGAAAUUGAUGGAGAAGAUGGCGGUUGACAAGAAGAACCAGGGCAAGACGAUCCGUUGCACGGUGAUCACCUCCGUGGGCAGCAGCAUCGAUCAUCCGCUGCCCGUGCCGCGGGAACUGAUGGAGCGUCGGGCUGAGCAGCUGGAACAGUUGCGGCAGCAGCAGCAAAAUGCCGCGGAGAAGGCCCUAGAAAUGGGCCACCGUUCGGCAGAUCUCCAGCAACACUUGGCCGACUCACAGGCAAAGGCCCAUGACGAACUUCAAGAUAGGCUCUUGGAUCAACACGAGCAGCAGAAGAAGAUGGAACUGCUACGAGAGCAGUACAACACUGGCGUGCCUCCAGUCGUUGGAGUAACCGUGGAUGGAGCAAAAGGUUUGACCAGCCCGACCCGUGGAAACAAGAUUUCCACGUACUGCGUGAUUGAGGUGGUGAACAAACCCUAUACCCGGCUGCAAACGCCAGAACUUCAGGGCCCGAUGCCCCUCUGGGACUACACGGGCGUGCUCUCAAAGGUGGGCUUUGGAGAUGUCUUGAAGUUCGCAGUCUAUCGCAAGGAACCAGUCGUGGAAGUGGACCAUACGGCCGCAGCACCUUCUGUGGAACAUACCACGGUGCUGUAUUUGCAGGUCGCCGCUGCUUACAACCUGAUGAACCGGGAUCCUGGAGUCAUGGGUGAUGUGUCGGACCCCUAUGUUACCGCGCAAGUGGGGGAGAUGCUGCAACAAACGCCAACCAUCAACAACGACCUGAACCCUGUGUGGAAGGAGCGGAACCAGUUCGCCUUCAACGUGCUGGACCACCAAAUGGAUCGCUACCUAUAUCUCGAGGUCAUGAACAGCAACAUGAUGAGGGAUGACAGUUUGGGGAAGAUCAAACUGGACACUCGAUCCAUCGAAGCUGGGCACUGGAACCACUACCGCCUUAAAUUGGAUGAGGGCCAGGGCGGAGAGUUGGAGUUUGAUGUCUACAUGAAGCCAGCCGAGCCGUGCAAACCUCAUGGUCACAAGGAUGAACUCAUUGGUCGAGCAGAAGUUGGAAUGUCCCAGUUCUAUCCGCACGGCUUCGAAGGCACCGUGCCGCUGUUCUUGGAGGAAAAGGCCACACAGGGUGUCCUGGAUGUCUUCAUCGAAGUUCAUCCGCAGGGGGUGAAGCUUGAUCCCAAAGGUCCGGCUGCAAAGCAUCGUCGCACCUUCUCCGAAAUGAGCGUGGGGAGCAGAUCUAUGGCAGCAACCCGAUCGCAGGUGAGCGCUUCCGACGCAGCAGAGAAGCCUCCUGCUAACUUGGGGGAGUCAGAAAAGAGUGUUCUACAAAUUCGGGUCAACCAAACCACCAAUCUGACGAAUCGCGACAGCGGGUUCUUCGGCGAUGUGUCAGACCCCUAUGUGGUGGUCCGGGCCGCCGGUACAGAGCAAAAGACACCCACCAUUGACAACGACCUGAAUCCAAUCUGGAAGGACCAGAACCUCUUCAGCUUCUCAGUGGGCGCCCACGACAACAAAGUCGAGUUGGAGGUGAUGGACGCCAAUCGCUUCAAGGAUGUGACCUUGGGGAGCUGCGAGUUAGACCUCCGCUCCAUUCAACAGGGCAUGUGGACCCGCUUCAGCGAGAAGUUAGUGGGUGGCCUCAAUGGCGAAUUGGCGUUCGACCUCUAUUUCAAGGCUACAGAGUAUCGUCUCCUGUGCGCGGAGCAGGGUAGCGUGCUUCACGUGCGGGUGAACAAUGCCCGACAUUUGCCCAACACGGACUCAGGAGUUGGGAACCCGGUGCUCAGUCCACUCUCGCUCAGUGGUGCCAUGGUGUCGUUUUCGAAGCCACAGUCUGGUCGGGCAGACCGCCGACGCAUGCAACGCAUGGGUUUAGCGGCAGUGGCAACCUCUGCCCUGGCACCGCUGUGUUUGGACGGCUCCUUUGUGGUUGGCCCUGGGGUGGCUCGUGCCCCGCAUGCGCAGGGUCCAGCGCCAAGUGUUCCUGCCUUUGAGAUGAAUGGUUCCGAAGAGGGCCAGGGAACCAGGAGCACCCCACUCUCCGCCUCUGCAGCGGCGCUGGCCGCGGCGGCUGCUGGCCUCCGUUGGAUCUUCCCAAAGCGUCAGGCUGCGCGAAAGGCGGAGAAGGCCGUGGUCGCUGGCAGCAUCGGCUUCUCCAGUGGUGGCGGCAUCUCCUCCGGCGGCUCCAGCUUUUUGGGAUCCUCCAUGGCUGGAGCCGUGACAGGUGGAAGCGUACGCUCCUCCAGCGCUACCUCUUCGAUGACAAUGCUGUUUGAGCGUUUCAACGAGAAGGCGUUGAGAUCAGUGCUGGCGGCUCAAGAUCAAAGUCGCCGCAUGGGCCAAGCCUCAGUGGGAGUCGACACUUUGCUGGUGGGAGUUCUGAAGCAAGGUGGUGGAGUCACAGAGAAGGUCGUGAAGAGAUUAGGCCUGGAUGUGGCCGCCAUGAUCAAAACCUUGCAGGAGAGAACGGAGCGCAGCACGGAAACUUUGCCACCGGAGAUCCCCUUCGCGCCAGAGUGUAAGAAGGUCCUGGACGCCGCAGUGAAGGAAUCCAAAGACAUGGGCUCUGAGGCCAUCGACCCUUGCCACAUCCUCGUGGCGUUGCUGAAGAGCGAGGAGGAGGCUGUGAAGAGUCUGCUGCCAAUGGAGCCUGAGAAGCUGAUUGAGGAGAUCAAGGCUGAGAUCCAAAGGAUGGAAGAAGAAGCCGAAAAGACUGGGGAAACCACAGGCUUGGUGAAGAAAAGCGCCACCAAGGCCUUGGAUGAAUUCGGCAAGAACCUCACUCAGGCUGCGGCCGAUGGCAUGAUGGAUCCCCUGGUGGGUCGCGAUGAGGAGAUCGACCGAGCCAUUCAGAUCCUGGCGCGACGCUCCAAGAACAACCCAGUGCUCAUCGGCGAGCCUGGCGUUGGUAAGACAGCCAUCGCCGAGGGGUUAGCCAUGCGCAUUGUGGCUGGGGAUGUUCCAGAGAUGUUGACUGACAAGAUCAUCAUCGAAUUGGACAUGGGUUCCCUUCUUUCAGGUGCAAAGUAUCGUGGAGAGUUUGAAGAGCGCUUGAAGAACAUCAUUCAGGAAGUGCGUGACGAUCCAAACAUCAUUUUGAUGAUUGACGAGAUCCACACCCUGGUGGGUGCCGGCGGCGGUGGCGACGGUGGGGCCAUGGAUGCGGCUAACAUCUUGAAACCCGCGCUGGCGCGUGGCGAUAUGCAGAUCAUCGGUGCUACGACCGUGGAGGAGUACCGCAAGUAUGUGGAGAAGGACAAGGCGCUGGAGCGGCGCUUCCAGCCGGUCUCCGUUCCGGAGCCCACCAACGAGGAGGCCGUGCAGAUCCUGCGCGGCAUCGCUCGAAAGUAUGAGGCCCACCACCGAAUUCGAUACUCGGAGGAAGCGCUGCAGUCCUGCGUGAAGUUUGCUUCGCAAUACAUCCAGGACCGCUACCUGCCGGACAAGGCCAUUGACCUUCUGGAUGAGACGGGCGCGCGCGUGCAGUUGAGGCAGUUGGCCACGGUCCCGGAGGACGCCUUUGAUCUGCGUCAGGAGCUUCGCGACGUCGAGGCGCAGAAGGAGGUGGCCGUGCGGAUGCAGGAUUUCAAGAAAGCUGCCGAGCUCAAGCUGAAGGAAGAUGAGUUGCAGUGCCAGCUGUACCAAUUCAUGAAGAGAGGCACCUCCCCGGAGGUUCUACCGGAGUCCAUCUCGGAGGAGGAUGCAAAGGAUGCUGGAAAAGCCGUGUCCGAGGUGGUGGAACUGCCAGCGCUCAGCGAGGAAGACAAGGAGGAGGCACUGUCCAAGCCCACGGUGACGGAGAACGACGUGGCCGCUGUGGUUUCUGCCUGGACCAAGGUGCCAGUCGAAAAGGUCUCGGCCGAUGAGUCCGUGCGUCUGGUUCAUCUGGAGGAUACCCUGCACAACCGGGUCAUCGGGCAAGAGGAGGCUGUGGUGGCCAUCGCGAAGGCGGUGCGACGUGCACGUGCGGGGCUGCAGAAUCCCAAGCGGCCCAUUGCGUCCUUCAUCUUCUGCGGUCCCACAGGUGUUGGCAAGACGGAACUCUGCAAAGCCUUGGCUGAAGCCUAUUUUGGCAUGGAAGAUGCCAUGAUCCGAUUGGAUAUGAGUGAAUUCAUGGAAAAGCACACGGUGGCCAAGUUGAUUGGCAGCCCUCCUGGCUACGUCGGCUACGAUGAGGAGAGUCAGCUGACGGACCCAGUUCGAAGGAAACCCUACAGCUUGGUCCUCUUCGAUGAAGUGGAAAAGGCACACCCUGACGUCUUCAACCUCAUGUUGCAAGUCCUGGAGGAUGGACAUCUUACAGACUCCAAGGGCCGCAUCGUUUCCUUCAAGAACACUUUGAUCAUUCUGACCUCCAACUGCGGAGCCAAGGAGAUUGAGAAGACGCUGAUCGGACAGGGCUUGGGCUUUGAUGCCGAUGGUGCCGAUGAUCCCAACGUGUCCAUGUACCAACGGCUGAAGUCCAAGGUGCAUGACCAGCUGAAAGGCUUCUUCCGGCCCGAGUUCCUCAACCGUUUGGAUGAGAUCAUCGUCUUCAAGUCUCUGAACAAGCAAGAGGUCCGUGAGAUCGCUGAGCUUGAAUUCAGAAAGACCUUCAAGCGAUGUCAGGAGAGGGGAAUCACCUUGUCGCUCACUGACCGCUUCAAGACCAAGGUGGUGGACGAAGGAUACGAUCCGGUCUACGGAGCUCGACCCUUGCGACGGGCCAUCAUGAGGCUCCUGGAUGACAAGUUAGCGGAGGCCUUCCUCCAUGAGCCGACGGUGGAGGGCGAGUGCAUCAUUUGCGACAUGGAUGAGGAGAACGAGGUGGUGGUUCUCAGACAACGCUUGACCGAAGGCGAAAGCCGCGACAGCCCCAUGGAAGGCGAAGCCGAGUCCGAGAAGGUUGACCAAGCAGUGCCACUGGGGCCCGGCCUGGAUCCUGAUGAUUGGAUCAAUCUGGUUCCCGCCAAUCUCGCCAAUCUCGCCCUGCCUAAGGAACGUACGCUCUGCCCGGGGGGUGCAGUUGCCUUGACUGACCCCGCGCAAUCGCGGGAAAGGAUCGGUCUUGGUGCUUCAGUGUGCUUCAGUGGCUUGUGCCACGUGACCAUUCUUCAUGUCCAUCCUGACGGUUGGUCGGAUCCCUAUGUCAUCGUGAAGGUGGGUGACCUACAGAGGAGGACCCCGACCAUCGACAACGAUUUGAACCCCGACUGGAAGGAUGGCAAUCUCUUCACCUUCUCAGUGAGCGACGAGGACGCCAUGCUGGAACUGGAGGUGAUGAAUGCUAACCUGGUGAAGGAUGACAGCUUAGGGAAAGCUUCAGUGCGCAUAGGCACUUUGGACCCAAGCCACUGGCUUCGACUAGUGCAGGAACUGGAGCACGGCCCUGGCGAAGGUGCCACCGUGGAACUGGAUGUCUUCUUCAAGCCCAAUGAGCGAUAUCAUCUGAACCAUGACCUUGAGCAGGCAAAGAAAGAAGAGAAGGAGUCCCUGGCUGAAGCUGCUCGUCUGUCCAAGGAGGUGCAAAUGGCCGAGAGAGCUCAAAAGUGGCUGGACAAUGUGGAGGAGAACACCAAGAUGCCCUUGAGCAUGGAAGAAAGAGACUGGGCGAGCGCCUGUGGUGGCAGGAAUUUCGUGGCCCCAGCCUGGAUCACGGUGACACAAACCCAGGUGGAAGCCCUGGUGAGGGCCCGUGACAAGCAUCCGCACGCCGUGGCAUUGUUUCGGGACGGCAAGGCUUCGCCCCUGGCCAAGCAUCAGAAGCUCAAAGUGAAGCUCAUGGCGGCUUUUGGCCUGGACCUAGCUCCCUCACGGGCCUCGGAGACGUACUGCACUUGCGAGAUUCCUUUGAAGAAACACUCCAAGAUUCACACUGAUCCGGUGCCGGCCUCCGCAAAUCCUGAGUGGCGCUUCAGUCGAUCCAUGAGAGGCUACGAUCCGGGUGAUGCACUGGUCAUGGAGAUCUACAGCCGCGACAGGGCAGAGAACACGCCAAGAGCCGACCAAUUGUUGGGUCGAGCCUUUCUGCCAGGGGACAAAUUCUACCCCAAUGGCUUCGAUGGGUUGCUGAACCUCACCCUGGGGCCACGCCCCACUGGCGCCACUCUGAGGGAUUCAUCAGUUAUCGCAGUUGAGGGUCAGUCCUUGAUGGAAGCAUAUUUGGGCAUGCUCAUUGGGCAAAUGGUUGCUGUGGCAACGACAUGGCAUUGCGUGCUAAUCAUGCACGAGCAGUGGCAAGCACAAAGUGAUCGUUUGGAAGAAUCCAAAGCUCACACAGUUCUGAGUUGGCCCUUCAAAGGUGCUGUGAGAGUCUUUGUGCUAGGGGGCCAUUGCCACAGAGUUGACCAGAAGCAAGACAACCUCGUGAAAUACAUCCAGAAGGAAAAUGCCUCAUGCUUCCUGGGCCACGAUGACAAGCACGUGUGGCACUAUUGGCCGCCGUCCAAAGCCCUGCAGAUGCGACUCUCCAAUCAGACGAUCAAAGCAGAGCUGGCAGAAUCCCUGCGGCAACGACGUAGCAAUGGGACGCAGCCAAGGCUCCUGCAGUCCCAAUCGGCUCUGACCACCGCCCGUCCGACGGCAAGGCCUAGGCCUGCCGCCCAGAAGAGGCGGCAAGCACCAAGAAGUGCUUCAAGCGCUAGGGACGUCUUCAAUUUUCUCGAGCAGGAGGCAGCAGUGGCGAGCUUUGACACUGGGAAGUAUGUCGCCAAGCGCGUUAUGGACCCCGAUCUCAUGCACACUGGCAAGUUAAAAACCUACACCGGCCAUUGCACGAAACAACAAAUCAUGUUUGGCAAGGUAGGGUGGCUAGCGAGGUACUUGAACCUGAUCACAUUGGGAGAAAAAAUGGAUAAUGUUACCGAUCAAGCGAAAGAUCUGGCGGCAAACAUGAAAGAAGCCGCAGAGGAUAUCAAGGUGCCUGGCCUCUCAAACUUGACAGCCACCUUGCAGUUUGAUCAAAAGGAAGCGAAGCUGGAGUGGAGUGAGCGCAGAAUGGUUGAGUUUCACAGGCUUACGCUAUGUCUCUUCAUAUGCCUCGUGAUCAAGUUUUUGGUCAGUAAGAUCAACAACGCCCUGGCGUGCAUUAACCAUCGCUUUUCGUCGUCGAGGUCCAGAUGUGAUCAACGCUGGGAGACGCUCUUCAUCGAGCUGUUUUCCUCCGUGCUCUUCGUUUGCUUGCAGACAACCUUGAGCACGAUGUUUCUCCUGGUUGAGCGUGUGAACUGCAUCAUUGCCACGAAUAUUCCAAGCAAGGGAUUGGUCAUAUGCGUGGCUGUCUUCGUGCUCAUUUCCGUCGUCAACGAACUUGACAAGUGCGCAGAUUGGAGCGCGAGAUGCAAUGCUCUUGCCAAUACAGUUUUUUGGUGCUGCUUCUGUGCGGUCUUGGUCAUCGUCACCAUUCCGCUGCUUGCACUCACAUGCUACAACAUCCAAUUCUUCUGGAAGGCCUGGGCCUGCCAGAUUUCGCAGCCGGCUUCCCCCUUUGAUGACACCUACAAAGACAAAGCGAAUGGCGCCAGUUUGUGCACCAGUUGCUUUCUGAUUUUCGCCUUCUUGGAGCUGGUUCUGCUGUUUUUGAUGGACUGGGAGGACAGCGAAAGGGAGAGGCGCCCUGUGACGAAACAGCGCGUUGUGAAUCCCCAGAGAUACUCCUUGCUGCAGUGA
Messenger RNA from Cladocopium goreaui, 12771 nucleotides. The record is from the annotation of a GenBank genome assembly. NCBI's taxonomy places the organism in Eukaryota, Dinophyceae, Suessiales, Symbiodiniaceae.